CAGUAUGUUCAGAGCUGUGUUUGGAAACAAGAAAGAAGGAGGAGGAGGAAAACGAGAAAAAAAGAACCAGAGACACCCAGGGUGAAGUUGUCAACUUGCUGCAGUACAGAGGAGACAGUGGAGAUAGAUAAUAUAAGUAGAGCUCAGUAUUAGAGCAACCAUGUUGCUCAUUAAUAUUUGAUAAUGUGCUGCUCUGGGUAGCAAGAACAGAGAGGAAGACAGAGAACUGUGUCAGUCUCAUUAAAAUGAUAUAGUAUGUUUACAGUACAUUGGAAUUGCAUUUGAUAUCACUCCUUCUCAAAUGCUGAUCACAGAAGGUUUUAAUGAUCCUUGUUAGGAGUUAUGCAAGACCAUAUUUGGCAAAUUUGUAAUAUUAGGUAGUAGAGUUCUGUGUCCUUGUUUUGCUUAGCCCCAGCAAAAACACUCAUGUAAGGAAGGAAAAAGUGAACGACUAAAUUAUACUACAGGUAAAACUACUGCAAUCUGGUAUUAUCAAAAUAAUUGACAAUAAAGUCUCUGUAAUUGGCUGGCUUGGCAAGCUCUCAUGCACGGUAGUUAUUUAAAGCACAGGAUCAUAUUGAAUGGCUGCAAAAUAUAUUAAAAUAUUGAAUUGAAAUAUAAUAAGUCUAGCCUCUUUAUUAAGCGUGAUCCCAUUCCUUUAAAUAGAUGUUCUGGCAUUGCCAACUUUCCAUUACCUCAUUCAGCAAUAUGCCUCCAAGACAAGAUAUGUUCGCUCUGUCGCAGCCUUAUAUGAGGCAUAUUUAAUACAGCUCCCUCUGCGAUAUGUUAAAGCUAAUAUACAGCCACAGUUGUGUUGACUCAACUCAGCCAUUUAAACCACAAUGGAGCUCUCUCAUUAUGCUGCUUUAACAUUUACACUUGACCUUCUCCAUCCCUCCACCUGUCUUUUCAACGUAGGUGUCGAGGUGUACACUCACAGCACUUUGCAGAGCAGUAGCGGCAGGCGGGCCGCACACCUCCAGGACCAUGACGACUACACAGAAAGCCCGAUAAAACUGAAGAGACUGACCAAGGGUGUGUCCAUUUCUUUACCAUCCUCGCCGCUUCUCCCUCGCCAGGCUGACAUUGUUCCCUCCCAGUCCUGCAUCAAGUUCCCAGCUCUCCCUCCCUCUCCUUUCUCCCUCUUUGCUGUGGCCGAAGGACGGGUAAGGAAGCUGGAGUAUGUGGAUGCCUCUUCCGAUGCGAGAGAACCUCUUGUCUUUGCCUCGUGCCGUGGCAAGACAGACCACAGAGACCUCCACGUGGAGCCCCAGCCGGGCUCCUCCCUUUCUACCCAGGAACUGAUGACCAGACUAUGCUUCUUAUUGGGAGAAGAAACACCCGGCACUGCUAGCUCUCCUAUGGAGGACAGGAGGGAAAAGAAGUGUGAUACCUCCGCUCAGGGGGGGAGUCCCAGCUCCACUCUGACCUGCAGCACUGCCUCUCCCUGUUCAGAGAGCCCCUCUUCCACCCUGAGCACCAGUGUUGGAGGCCAACAGUUGCCCCAGCCUUUACCACUGCCUUCACCCCACUGUGGCUCCAGCACCAGCCCCAGUGAGACCCUCUCCAACCCUGUAUCCAGCCCUGCUCCUGGAACCAUCACCGGGAGCAGCCCUGGGCCUCCUCCUCAAAGCCCCACCUCCACCCUGGAGAGCAAGGAUAGUGGAAUCAUAGCAACCAUCACAAGUUCCUCUGAGAAUGAGGAGCGCAGCAUCUCAAGUGCGGAUCUGAUCAAGGACGAAGGCCUGGGGGUCAGUGCUGGUGUAAUGGGCCAUACAGGCGAGGACCACCAUCCUGGGGCCAUCAGAGACAAUCUGACAGCCCAACCAGAUGAGACCUUACCUAGAACUGAGCUCAUGGAGCCCAGGACUCCACCCGCACCGAAGAGACCCCUCCCACAGCACCACAUACACGGCACUUCCUCCCUCAUGAUGCCCCGUCCAAAUUCUGUGGCAGCAACCAGCUCCACUAGACUGGAGGAUUUGAAUUAUCUGGACAACCAAAGGGCUGCUGGACACAGGGGCUCCGUCCGCAAACACAACACAGCUGGACGCACAAAUGAUGACUCCAAAGGGAGAUUGGUACCAUUCAAACAAGCUGACAUCAUGCUAAAGCCGCUGCUGUUUGAAGUCCCCGGCAUCACCGCAGAAACACCCUUUGUGGGCCGGGACUGGCUCUUCACACGUCUGGACGAGGUCUUGAGAAAAACAAGCAGCUGUGAAGGACGAGGCGCUGUCAUUGUGGGUAACGCAGGAUCCGGAAAGACUGCUAUCAUCUGGCGGCUGGUGACACUCAGCUGUCAUGGUAUGCGCACACCACAGGGAGGUCCCAGCAUCCCUCACAGCCCCAGCUCCUCCCCUAAAUGUGGGGAUAGGCAGGGAAAAGCAGCCUCCAAACAGCCAGCCGAUUCCCAAACCAACCAGAGUGCUGUUGCAGGAACAAGCGAUAGUAUGGCACAGAGGAAGGAGGCUGUCAGAUGCUUAGCUGCCAAGGUGGUAGCCUACCAUUUCUGUCAGGCUGACAACACAUACACUUGCCUGGUACCUGAGUUUGUUCACAGUGUCGCCGCCCUGCUGGCCAGAGCGCCACAGCUCGCCCCGUACAGGGAGCUGCUGGUACAAGAGCCCCAACUACAGAACACACUCAGCCUGCGAUCCUGUGUACAAGACCCCAUUGCUGCCUUCCGAAAAGGUGUCCUAGAGCCCAUAGCUAGCCUGCGCAAAGAGCGGAGGCUACCUGAAGAAGACUACAUCAUAUUGGUUGACAGUCUCAAUGAAGCAGAGUUCCACAAACCGGACUACGGUGACACCAUUGCCACCUUCAUCACCAAGAUCAUCUCCAAAUUCCCUCUCUGGCUUAAGUUAGUGGUCACAGUAAGGACAGGCCUGGUGGAAAUUACUACCCUCCUUCCUUUCUCUGGCAUCUCUCUGGACAUCCUGCCAGACAGCAGUGAUCUGGGAGCUGACCUGAGCGACUACAUCCAUCACCGGGUCAGCGGCAGCACCCAGGUCGCCACUAACGUCACCACACCAACAGGCUCCGCCCCUGAUCCGCUGCUCCUGAGCAAGUUCAGCAGCCACCUGUCAACACGCAGUCACGGCUCCAUCCUCUACCUUCAGUUAACCCUGGAUCUGUUCCACAAAGGCCAUCUGGCACUGAAAGGAGGAAACUACCUGGUGGUGCCUGUCUCCCUGUCAGAGGUCUACCUGCUGAUGUGUCGUGUGAGCUUUCCGGAUAAAGAGGUCUUUGAACGGGUUCUUCCGGUGCUAAAUGUGGCACUCGCGUCGCUGCACCCACUGACUGAUGAACAAAUGUUCAGGGCGCUGAAUGCAGGCAGUGUGAGGGGGGAGCUGGAGUGGAAGGACUUCCAACAGAGAUUAGACAGCCUGGCUGGAUUCAUGGUGAGACGCAGAGAUGGCACACGGAUGCUGUGUCACCCCUCCUUCAGGGAAUGGCUGGUUUGGAGAGCAGAUGGAGAGAGCACUGACUUUCUCUGUGACCCUCGGAGCGGCCACGCUCUCCUGGCGUUCAUGUUCUCCAGGCAGGAGGGCAAGCUGAACCGCCAGCAGACCAUGGAACUGGGACAUCACAUCCUCAAGGCUCACAUAUUCAAGGGUCUGAGUAAGAAGACAGGUGUGUCCUCCAGCGUUCUUCAGGCCAUGUGGGUGAACUGCAGCACAGAUAGUCUGUCCGCUGCGCUUGCCUCCCUGCGGAAUCUGUACACACCAAACACCAAGGUAAGUCGUCUGUUGAUGCUAGGUGGCGCUAAUGUGACCUGGUGUACAGAGGUGGUCGGACACGCUCCCAUCCUAGCCGUCCAUGCCCACCUGGGACAUGUGGAGAUGGUAGCUCUGUUACUUGAAAUGGGCGCUCCUGUGGAUGGGACCACUGACAGCAGCAUGACGCCCCUGUGUUUGGCCGCUGCCGCAGGACACGCUGACAUCGUCAGCCUACUCUGCAAGAAAGGGGCCAAGGUGGGCCAUGCUGAUAAGAGUGGCCACUGUGCGCUGGUCCAUGCCGGGCUGAAGGGCCAUGCAGAAAUCAUCAACAUCUUGCUGGGCCAGGAUUGGGGACCAGGGAACCCCACUGAUCCACAGCAGCACCACAGCAAUGAGACUGUGACUGAGAAAACACAGGCAGUACAGCAGGCGGUAACAGCUGCAGCCAGUGUGGGACAUACACAGGUGGUGAAAAGCUUGCUGGACUUGAAAGAUGAACAGCUGGCAGUACAGAUGGACGCUCACGACUCUCUCUGGGGAGAAACGGUGCUGAGUGCGGCAGCAGGGAGAGGGAGGAUGGAGGUGUGUAUGUUUCUCCUGGAGCGGGGGGCAGCGCUGGAGUUAUCAAACCGCAGGGGGAUGUUCCCACUCCUUGGUGCUACAAAACAUGGACACACACAGGUUGUAGAGCUGCUGCUGAAUCAAGGUGCAGACAUCAACGUCAGCGACAAGCAGGGUCGCACUGCACUGAUGCUGGCUGCCUCUGAGGGCCACAUAAGCACUGUUGAACUGCUGCUGUCAAAGAGUGCCUCUCUGUCCUCUGCUGAUCAAGAGGGGCUGACUGCACUUAGCUGGGCCUGUAUGAAGGGCCAGAAAGGUGUGGUGCAGCUUCUGGUGGAGGCAGGCGCAGACCUGAACCAACCAGACAGACAGGGACGGACUCCUCUUGACCUAGCUGCCCUUAAUGGGGAUGCAGAUACAGUACAUUGCCUGGUGGACCAUGGAGCAGUGCUUGAGAGGGCUGAUAACAACGGCAGCAGGGCUUCAGACCGGACUCCGGGUUGCCAGAACCCAGCCCUGGUGGCCUUGCUGCUCAAGAAAGGAUCCAAGAUGGGCUACAGAACAGCUCCACAUGAUCGAUCAGGUCACGCUACAUGGGCUAUGGCUUCCUCUAAACCAGACAUUCUCCUCAUCCUGCUGCAGAAGCUGAUGGAGGAAGGGAACAUGCUUUACAAGAAAGGACGUAUGAAGGAAGCAGGCCAGCGAUACCAGUACGCCCUGAGGAAGCUACCUCGUGAGGGGCAGGGAGAGGAGUUGAAAGGGCUGAAAGACCUGCGGGUCUCCCUCUAUCUCAACCUUUCCCGCUGCCGCAGGAAAACCAAUGAUUUUGGCAUAGCUGAGGAGUUUGCAACAAAAGCUCUGGACCUCAAACCCAGGUCUUACGAAGCAUAUUAUGCCAGAGCACGGGCCAAGAGGAGCAGCAGGCAGUUUGCUGCAGCGCUGGCAGACCUCCAUGAAGCAGCACGACUUUGCCCAUCCAACCGGGAGAUCCGCCGCCUGCUGGUACGAGUAGAAGAAGAAUGCAAACAUCAUCAGAAGAUAUCCAGCAACAACACGCCACAGGGUUACAACAGGGACCCUCACACCCACCACCAUCAAGCCACAGAGGAGGAGACAGACGUGUAUUCACAGGGAAGUUUAGAGAGGCAAAUCCCUGUGGAGCAGACUGAUGCAGGGAAGGAGGAGGAGGAGGAGAAGGAGGAAGGUGAGCAGGUGAGCCUGCAAUGUGGUAAAAGCCCAGAAUUUUGGCCUCAGAAUCCAUAUGCUCCUAACAGGACUCUCCCUGGAGGUGUGGCCUUUAGUUUAGCGGAUCAGGCGCCAUGUUUCCCUCAAGAGGAGUAUGUACAGAACCAAAUGUUCAUGGAUAUGCCGGAGCCUGUUCCUGCUAUCAACAGGCAAAGCCAAAACCAGGGCAGCAGGACUCAUCAUCACUGCCACUCCCUCCAGUCAGGGAGCAGAGUCGGGGGCAGGCCUCUUUCUCUGUGCGGCCCCUCCAGUCCUCUGCCAGGCAGACACAUCUCCACCUCCCUGAGGCCUGCGCCGGUGCUGGGUAUUGACAUCGGUCCUGGAUCAGCCAGUGAACACUCUGGACACAGCCCCACUGAGCACUAUCACCCCAUGUCCCCCAACAGCUCCUCCCCACCUGGUCAUCCUCAGAUGUACCAGCCCCGCUCCUCCAGCUUCUCCAGAGGGUCUGACAGACUCUCUACCCACUCUGUGGCUCUGGAUGGCCUGGCUCUCGCUUUGGGGUCUGGUAUGGAGGUUAGGAGGGAGGGCGGUGGAGGAGGAACAGCAGGCUCACGGGGCUCUAGCUCUAGUCAGGCCUCCAGUGGGAACCUGUCAGACGGUGGCAGGCAACAGGUACCGGACGCCCCCUGCCCCAUCAAGAGCAGUGGUAGCUUCAAGACAAAACCUGAGCUGAAGCCCCGGCCCUUCAUGGGUGUCAUGGACAAAGCGGUGCGAGUCCAGGGCCAGCAGACCUCUGGCCUGGGCCGACAGGGGCAGGGAGGAGGAGGGGGAGGAGGUGGGGAGAGUUUCAGUAUGUCAGUCAUGGAGUUCCAAGGGUUGAACAAUGAGUUCAAACGCGCCUCAUUCCAGGAGCAGCUUUCCGGAAGUCAGGCCAACAGCCAGCAGCAGGGCCGGGAGUUUGGAGAGCGGCUCCACCAGCGAGAGGCCAGAACCACCAUAUCCUCCCAGCUACGCUUUCCAGACGGGAGGCACAGACAGGCGAGCUUGACGAGAGACAACCCGGCUUUGCAUAUGGCUCCCAUCAAACCCAAACGCUCAUUUAUAGAGUCUAAUGUCUGAAUAUAGUUAUAACAAAACACAGAUACAGGCUGUUUUCAACAAACUACGUCCCACAUAAGGUAGCAAGGGAGACUGGUUUGAAAACUGCUCCUUUCCCUGAGCCUGUUUUGUAGAGUUAUGCUGCUGCACUGCAUUUACAAUCUAGAACCAGUGUUCAACUCAGGCUACUACGCUUUUGCUUACAUGUCUACAGCUACACUAGUGUAUUCAAGAAAACCAGACAUACCUUAAGUAGGGAUUUAAAAAUAAGUAGUAUAUUGUCUCAACUUUUAAUUUAUCAUAUCAAAUAUAGAAGUCAAAGAAAGCUUUGUGCACGAAUAUGCGGAACCUCACGCUACUAGUUGCAGGAUAUGACCAUUUCUAUUGUCAAGUGUCUUUUAAAAAACAUUUAUAUUUGUACGGUGUACACUAUAUUUGCAGAUUAUAUAUUUCCCUGUAAGUGGUUAUCUGUUAGCAUUACAGGCUUCAAAAGAAAUGAUUUUGUGUACUUGAGAAUCUUUUUCUUGGUACAUUUGAUAAAAAAGGCACUGUACAUGACAUUGUUGGAACCCUCUUGUCAUAAUCUGAUAUUGAAUUGAUUGCUUCAAUAUUCACAGUAUAUGUUAUUUAUUUUUGCAUAGCAGAGGACAUAUUCAUAUGAAGUGUUUAUUGGUUUAAUUGGACACAAGAGAGCAUUUACACAAUCAGUCGACGAUACAAAAAAAACCUUAAGAGACUUCUUACACUGCUCUAUGUCCAUAGUUGUCAUAUAACCUUUUCAGAGUCAUACUACGGAUUACAGAAUGUUACCACAUUAUUAUUGUGGUAUAAUAAAAUAUUAAUGAAGGAAUACAUUUGUACAUCUAUUUCUUUCACAGUAUGAUACAUGAAAUGUUGCCUAAGCUUUAGAGUGUAUAUGGAUGAAUGCAAAGUGUCGUCGUUGCACAGUAGAACCUCAACAAGCGGACAAAAUAAACAAACUGUAUGAUAACGUUGCCGCUUCCGAAUAUCGCUAACAUUUCUUCACUAACACAAUAACUUGCAGUGUAAAAGAUGUUAGCUUGUGCAACCUUCAACUACUGGCCAAGCACUAUUCCCACAGGGUUUGUAAUAGCAAUGUUCAGACAAAUUUAAAAAAGCACACGUGUUGCUUACCUGUUUACUUGUGAAGUGUUUCAGUAAGACAAGGGACAUAAUUAAUCCAUUAAGCAUUAGUCCUGACAUUAAUGUUGAAUCAAUACACUCCCUGUAAAGUAAAAGGGUUGCUAUUACUGCUGAUGAAACUGCAAACCACUCUGUAGCUAGCUGUAGUUUUGAGACAUCUCUAGCUUUUUGGUUAUUUAGUCUAACAAUAAAAAAAUAAAGUUAUGAUAAAAGAUGUUCACAGCACUGUGGGGCUCCCAAUAAAAUUAUUUUAAUUAUAAAGUGCUUUGUUUGUUCUUCACAAAGAUUUUUUUAUACCUUCAUUAAACAUUAUGUGUAUAUCUUAUGAAAGCAAUUAAGCAUUUUGAGAUUAAAGGAUAAAGCUGGUGAUUUUCUAUAUUUUUCUUAUUGUCAAC
Messenger RNA from Thunnus maccoyii (southern bluefin tuna), 8125 nucleotides. Its product is annotated as protein TANC1-like. Lineage: Eukaryota; Metazoa; Chordata; Actinopteri; Scombriformes; Scombridae. The transcript is spliced from 28 exons. Gene Ontology annotation, molecular function: protein binding. The coding region runs from base 843 to 6587 and encodes 1914 amino acids. The record is from RefSeq and is a predicted model, not a curated record.